CCUCCUCGUGCAGCUCAUUUCACACAGACUCCUACAAUUUUACAAUUCCAGCACAGGAAUGUAAAAUUUGUUUUGUUUGUUUAUCUAAAAGUUACGGUUUUAAGAGCUGAGGUCUUACACAACUUGUGGUUUCUUUAUCUCAGGGUUACAAACACGGCACACGGUUCUGUGUUCAUCACACACACCUCACGUUACUGCUACAGUAUAUUCUGUUUAUAGCUGUGAUUUAUUACGGUGUCCUUCUGUUUCCUGGCCAUUACCACGAUCUGUUUUUCUAGUUUCUGUAUCAGUUCCUUGCUGCCUCUCCAGGCUGCAGCUUUGCUUCCAGCCCUGUCACACCCAACACUCACUCCAGCCUCUCUUAUCUCCCCAUCCUCCAGGCCAGACCCCAUUUUGCAGAAGUGGCAGCACUUACAUUCAAACCUUCCUUUCUUAUCUCCUUGGCCCACUCAGGCCUCCAGCCCUGUUUUGCAGAAGUGGUUACAUUUGUAAGAGGCACUCACAUUCAAUUCUUUCGCUAUCUUACACCUUAAUUCUGUCCAGCCCGCCCUAUCCUAAGCGAGGCGUGUGUUUCAAGGAGAUCUUUCAUUUAUUCUCUUCUCAGCCUCCAGCCGCUGGAAAUGCCCGGCAGCAGCAAUUCCCUGCUGGAAUUCCGGCUCCCGGCUGGAAAGUUUCGGCAGGCGAACAGUUAAGGGCAGGGGGAGGAGGAGGAGGAGGAAGAGGAGGAGGCGGGCUCCCAGUGCUCCCAGUGCUCCCAGUUCCCCGCAGCCCGGGGCACGGCUGGAAGCCUGGGGGGCACAGCGAUUAUCGCUGAUAUUCCCGGCCGAUAUUCCCGGCCGAUAUUCCCGGCCGAUCCCAGCCCUGGCAGCCUCGGCAGGAGUUCUGUGGAAGGCAGAGCUGCGGAAUUGCUGCGGGAUAAAGGCGGGAGCCCCGCGGGGAUGCGAGCGGGGCCGGCAAUGGUUAACCCGGCUCGGGACAGGGGACUCCGCUGAAGGACAGUGAGACCCUGCCUCUGGCUUUAUCUUUAUUUUUAUUUUUAUUAUGCUGCCGUCUCCUGGCUCGUUCUGGACGAGUGACAUCCCUGUCCUCCUGCUUUCUGCACAGCAUCCAAAGGUUGGCGCGGACUUGACUUGCUGCAGCUUUUUGUUCACAUGGAUGGAACGCUCCCAUCAAGGUUGUUUAUCCAGUAAAUGGAUCCCUGAGGAGCUCAAAGGCAAAAAUAUUCUCCUGGGAGCUGAUUUCCUCCUGUUUUUCUUUGAGCUGCUGAAAGAACAUCCCAGGAAAAUGGACGAGCCUUCCACCUAACACGCAGCUCUCCUUGCUGGAAUGCUCAGUGGAAAAGAGGCACCAUUCCAGCAUGAAAUCCACUGCAUACCAGAAUUUUGAUACCAAGUGCUUCAAGGAUAAAGGCUUCAUGUCAUUGCUGUGGGAUUCAGGACUGCUGCACUCUCAUUCUUCUGACUGUUCAGCAAGGUAAAGAUGAUCUGAAUGUUUAAUUGGACUAUGGUAAGAAGACAGGAUCUGGAAGUAAAAGAUGAACCCACUUCAUGGAAAGAAAUCAAGAUUUUUAGUGUGUGUUGCUGUCUGCAUGUUCAUCUACACCUUCAUUUACCUAAAGGUUCCACUUUAUGACGAGUCAAAUGACCAAAAAUUCCCUGUCAGAGAAGCAGAGUGUGGUUUUUACCCAGAUGAACUUUGCUCAGCUCUUUUUGUGGGGAAACCUGCAGCCUUGAAAAUUGGCAACUUUUGUCAGAGGUCCUACCAGCCCAAAGCACUCAGCUGCAUUCACACUCCCUGCAGCUGCCCCACACUCCUGGAGACUCUGCAUUUUAUCACUAAACCACUGUCAGAGGAAGAAGGAAACUUCUCCUUGGCGUACAUUAUUACGAUUCACAAGGAGCUGGAAAUGUUUGUGAGGCUGCUGAGAGCUGUUUAUAUGCCUCAGAAUAUUUACUGCAUCCACAUUGAUGAGAAGUCACCCAGAGAUUAUAAAACUGCUGUACAGAACCUCGUUAACUGCUUCGAAAAUAUUUUUAUUUCCUCAAAAAGAGAACACGUUGUUUAUGCGGGGUUUUCAAGAUUACAAGCUGACAUUAAUUGCAUGAGAGACCUCGUUAACUCCAAAGUUCAGUGGAAUUACGUUAUUAAUCUGUGCGGUCAAGAUUACCCGCUGAAAACAAAUAAAGAAAUCAUACAAUAUUUAAAAAGCAAGUGGAAUGGUAAAAACAUCACUCCUGGGAUCCUGCAGCCCCUCCACGUGAAGCACAGGACAGAGGUCAGCUACAGGGAGUACCUGCACUCCAGGGUGCCCUACGUGUACCCAGCUAAGGUCAGGAAGGCUCGGCCCCCACACAACCUCACCAUCUACUUUGGCAGCGCCUACUACAUCCUCACCAAGGCCUUUGUGCACUUCACUCUGAGUGAUCCCCGGGCAAAAGCGCUGCUGGAGUGGUCCAGGGACACCUACAGCCCUGAUGAGCACUACUGGGUCACCCUCAAUCGCCUGCCUGAUGCUCCAGGGGCUACACCCAAUGCAGGCUGGCAAGGAGACCUGAGAGCCAUUAAAUGGAAAGAUCAAGAAGGAGUCUCACACAAAGGCUGCAAAGGUCACUACAUCCGAGACAUCUGCGUGUACGGCCUGGGGGACCUGCAGUGGAUCAUUGAGUCCCCACAUCUGUUUGCCAACAAGUUCGAGGCGGGGCGGGACCCGCUGGCGCUGGAGUGCCUGGAGAGGCGGCUGCGGCUGCGGGCGCUGCGCCAGGCCAGCGCGCCCCUGCAGCAGCACUGGCGCCUGCAGCAGCGCAGCCCCUUCGACGUGCAGCUGGAGGGGUGAGCCCAGCACUGCUCUGCAGGGCUGCAGCAGGAAAAAAUGACAUUUACAGCACAGGCUGCGCUCGGUGCCUCCAGGGUGAAGCACAACGCUCCCUAAAGGAAAGGGGUUUGUUUAUUCCGUGAAUUCCCAAAGAAUGUCUGAAUCUCUGCUGAAGACGAGGGGGGAGUUCAUAAUCCAUUAAGUGACUUCUUUAGUCAAUAUUCCUCCUGUUCACAGCCAAAGCACGGCUAACUGGCGUGAAAACAAUCAAAUGGAAGCAGUGACUGAACGAAGAUAAAAUACGGAGAAAUAACAAAUUAAAGUCAUGGCCACUGAAUGGCUCAUGAAAUGUUUUGGAUAAUGAACUUGAUGCUAAAAUUUCAGAGCUUGUACAUAAGUGACAGCCAGUUUGUGACACAGCCCAUGCCACUGGGGGGGUGUGGUUUGUUUUUAUUUCCCAUGGCCAGCUGCAUCCCUAAUUUCAUUUUGUAGCAUGGCAACAUCACUGCUGCCCUUCCCAGGCUUUGCUCCUAAUAACAGAAGGAUCCUGCAAUACAUGUUCAUCUCCAGGUCUCUGUGCUGAGUCUCUGCAGGAGUUUAGGGCAAGGAGACAGUGGAAAUUUGAGGCCAGGGAUUACAGGAAAAUGGAGCAAAAAGCCAUUUUUCAAACGUUUUUCCAUCCCAGUGUACCUGACUGAGAGAAGUGAAGAGCUUGCAGCAAGUGCAGUGACACCUGGCAGGGACCAGGACAACUCACUGCAUUAAAAACUGUAAAUUAUAAAUAAUAAAUAAAUGAAUUUCAAAAGGAGCUAUUUCAGUGUAAUCUUCAUCACGCACCCAAAACAUCCCUCAGUUCUUACAAGCAAACUGGCUACAGAUUGAGCCUAUUCCCAAAAAAAAAUCAAA
This is a messenger RNA of Prinia subflava (tawny-flanked prinia), 3718 nucleotides long. RefSeq names its product beta-1,3-galactosyl-O-glycosyl-glycoprotein beta-1,6-N-acetylglucosaminyltransferase 7-like. Gene Ontology annotation, cellular component: membrane. Gene Ontology annotation, molecular function: acetylglucosaminyltransferase activity. The transcript has 6 exons. The record is from RefSeq and is a predicted model, not a curated record. The coding region runs from base 1535 to 2833 and encodes 432 amino acids. NCBI's taxonomy places the organism in Eukaryota, Metazoa, Chordata, Aves, Passeriformes, Cisticolidae.